CUUUUCCACUCUUCUUUCGGUUGUUUCCAAUUGCAAAAUGUCAGCAACGCCGAGCGUCACGUCGAUUCUCGCUCCGGACUGGGGCGAGGACUUGUCCGCCACCGAGCUCAUCGCUCAAGAAAAGUCCAACCUGCACAAGGAGCUCGAGUGGCUGCUUCGCAUGGAGGUGCCUGCCGUCUUUAUGCAGCUCGGGCUCAUGCUCAAGGACUGCGCGCAAACGCUCGCUGGACCGUCCGGCGUCUCGUCUGCCGUGGCUCAGGCAAGCGUCUUCACUGCUCCCAUCACCAACACAUCUGAUUCUGUCAAAGGAUUUGCCAUGCUCGAGGGAUCGCGCAUCAUCAAAGCGGAUGUCACCGUCAGGUUCUCCAAGUGGAACAAGUCUCUGCCAAUAUCGACCUCCAUCACAUCAAAGGAGCCCUGGAUAUUAUCUCAGAUCCAAAACGCCACCAACUAUGUUCAGUUGGCACUGUCAGAGUUGGAUGAUUCUAGUCUGCAACAUGGUCUCUUUCACACCCGGGAACAAGUUCAAUCGGUCAUGGAUCGCGUUAUGGCCUUCUUGCGGAAAGCCCAGGAUCAGCUGUUGUUCCAAUCCAAUCUUUUCCCCUACAAUAUCGAUGAUCUACAGCUGAACGCGUUCAACCCUCGACUCCCGGCAGAUUUGUUUGUGGACUUUUCCAUCAACUACGCUGCCUUGAAUGUCUCGGUGUAUGCGUGCACUCUGCUCGGCACCAACCAACCUGCUCGAAAGCCUUCCUCCGUUGCUCGCAAGAAGGCCGACAUGCUGAUUGGCUAUGUGCAUGAAACACCAUAUGGCACGCGAUUUGAGAUUGUCGAUCACGACGAGGUCGAGUGCCCGAUUCCUUCGCUUGCACAAUCUCUGGCGCAUCUCAAGAGCGCCUACGAGCUUUGCCAGCGCAUGAAGGACAAGGUGUGCACUCUCAAAAUGGCAUGAGUGUUUGUUUCCAAUGUCUCGACCGCUGUCUCGCCCUGCAAUACACGUUCCAAUAUUG
Capsaspora owczarzaki ATCC 30864 is the source of this 1010-nucleotide messenger RNA. RefSeq lists its product as hypothetical. The coding region runs from base 38 to 952 and encodes 304 amino acids. Lineage: Eukaryota; Filasterea; Ministeriida; Capsasporidae. Gene Ontology annotation, cellular component: RAVE complex. The transcript is spliced from 9 exons. The record is from RefSeq and is a predicted model, not a curated record.